Messenger RNA from Cyanidioschyzon merolae strain 10D, 1314 nucleotides. RefSeq lists its product as hypothetical. The record is from RefSeq and is a predicted model, not a curated record. The transcript has a single exon. Lineage: Eukaryota; Rhodophyta; Bangiophyceae; Cyanidiales; Cyanidiaceae. The coding region runs from base 1 to 1314 and encodes 437 amino acids.
AUGGAGGAGGCUAUCGAAGCUCUACACGCGGCCUGGGAACGCCUAGAGAGAGACGUAUCGUUGCUAGAGCAUCGAGUCGCUCAAGAACUCCUGCGUCGUGAUGGGGAUCGUGCGCUCCCUGAUCCCGUGCGCCUGAUCGAAAGGCUAUACGAUCUGCAGCGCGCGUUUCCCGCUCUCCGUGCACACUGGGAGCGCACAGUGGCCCUCAAACACGACCUAAUAUCUAUUACGCAAGCCAUUUUAUUCAAAAAUCGCGAAGAAAUACAAAAGGCUAUCCGAGAGCUGGAAGACGAGGGGAUACUGCCGGAGCGCGCACCAAACCUAGACGAGCGGCUUGCCGACCCGCUUUCUCAGUUCGGAGCGAGCUACCGACAGUGGCAAGCGGCCAUGACCCAGUCGAUUCGAAUUUGGGAGCGCUUGGACGGAGAGACGCCACAGAAUGGUAUAAGUUGUUCUGGAGCAGGAACGGGUACGUUCACGGUGCCGGACCUGUCGCUUGUAGACGCCGCUACUGAAUCGCUUCCAUUAGCCAUGGUUCAGGCUGGCCUCGUAUUUGAUGCCGCUGACACGGGUCCAGUUACCGUACUCAACGAUGGAAACGACGAGAACGAUCAACCCGACAACAAUAGCAAAUCCAGCGAUGCAUUCGAGUCUGCAUCACAUGAAACAUCCGCAGCACACAAGUAUGAGCCGCCUUCCAUGCAGCCCGAAGCGGAUACCCCCGAUUCAUGGUCGAUGGAUGGAUUCGUGCCCAUCGCUAAGGCGGCUUUCCAACGCUUACCGCUGUUAUUACGUCGUCGAGUCACAUCCCUGGAUGCGCUGAACCAAGCGUAUGAAAAACUGUUCUGCGCACUCCACGAACGAGGGCGUACAGCGCUCAGUGAUGCCGAAGCCGUCGAGCUCCUGGGUCAUCAAGCAAGCGAACAGCUGGAAGUGCUCCGGGCACUUGCCGUCCUGCGAAAAAUGCGGGAAGGUUGGAUCCUCGCCACUGCAAGCAGUGACGCUUUCAUCCGUCAUCGGCCACACUCCGUGCAGGUGCCGUUUCCGAAACCCCAGCAGGAUGCACACAACUCGCGACCGAGGUCGCUCCCCGUGCCGCACGGCGCGGUGCUGAACCAUGCUCACUGCGAGUUCGUACAGGAUACGAGUGCCAAGUCGGAUCAGCGUUCCACUAGACCGAGCCCAGGUUCGCACACUUCGCAGCGAGCGCUGCCCCAAGCGCCCCAACAGAGCGAGCGUACGCGAGGAACUCGGCGCCGAUCCUCGACCUGUCGAGUUUCCCGAAAUCCCCUUGAUAAUGUUGCCAUAAUGUAA